Molecule: messenger RNA, 850 nt
Organism: Physcomitrium patens
Lineage: Eukaryota; Viridiplantae; Streptophyta; Bryopsida; Funariales; Funariaceae
Source: RefSeq, a predicted model, not a curated record
CCCAUGAGCGGGACAGAUGCCGUCUUCUCUCCCGCUGUCGUGUUUUGUUUCAAAUUGACGUCCUUAUGGUUGAUCCAUUAUCUCAAUUGUGAGCCAAUACAUUGUUUGCAUCGACCGGUGUAGUGAUUUCAGAUAAUUCGAGAGACCUUGUGCUGCGAUUUUACUUGUCGGAGAGGGUGUGUUUAAGUUGCAAGAAAGUCUAAAAAGAGAUAGAAUGGCUGAUGUUGAAGGUGCCAAAGCUAAGGCUCACCAGGAUGCCGAGAGUAUUUUGAAAUCGGCUGACAGGAAAGUCGACGAAGCACUUGCUGGCUCUGAUUAUGAGCAAGGUGCGAAGACUAAUGCCGAUAGUGAUGCCACCGUAGGCGACAAAGCAUCAAAUGCUGGCGAGCAGAUGAAAGAAUCAACAGGCUCUGCAUGGGAAUCCACCAAGCAGAAAACUUCUGAUGCUAUUGAAACCACCAAACAAAAAGCUUCUGAUGCCAUGGGAACCACCAAGGAGAAAGCUCCUGAGGCUAAGGAUGAAGGUGGAAGUCUGUUCCAGACGGCGGGGGAGAAGGUGAAAGCGGCAGCGUCAUCGGCCUACGACUCCGUAGAUAAGGCCAACCGUUAUGAAACGUACCAAGCAAAAGAGUAGGCACACUACUCGGAAGGGAUGGUUGUGCAUCGUGUAGUUGUGCCCUGUUACGACUAAGUACACCAGCAAUGUGUGUGUAAAUUUUAAGUAUAUAGAUUCACUAUUUAAACUUGGAUUCACGUUCUAUAAUAAAAUCUGUCUGCGAUAUUUGGAAGAUCUGUAAAAAUCUUUUGAAGAAAAAAAAUAUAUAUAUAUAUAUAUAUAUAUAUUAAUCUA